UGUAAAUUUAGUUGAAAUCAGAAGAAAGAGAAUCUGCUUCCCCGUGGAUGGGUUUGAAGGAGACUUUCUACAUAUCCCACGGAUCGCCGACGCUGUGCAUCGACGAGACAAUACCGGCGAGGCACUUUCUCAAGUCCUGGAAAGAGAAAGUGUAUGGAGAGAGGCCCAAGUCCAUCCUGGUGGUCUCUGGACAUUGGGACACCGAUGUACCUGCCGUCAACACUGUCGAUACCCACGACACCAUCUAUGACUUCUAUGGCUUCCCCGACGCCAUGUACAAGCUCAAGUAUCCAGCGCCAGGAGCUCCGGUGUUGGCAAAGAGGGUGAAGGAAUUACUGAUGGCAUCUGGUUUCAAACGUGUUGUUGAAGACAGAAAACGUGGGCUAGACCACGGUGCAUGGGUUCCUCUUAUGCUAAUGUAUCCGGAGGCUGAUAUUCCGGUCUGCCAACUGUCCGUGCAGUCUGAGAAAGACGGCACUUAUCAUUACCACAUGGGAAAGGCAUUGGCACCGCUCAGAGAGGAAGGUGUCCUUAUAAUUGGCUCCGGUAGCACCACUCAUAACUUGAGGACCCUUCAGUUCAAUAGUACUUCUGUUGCUCCUUGGGCUCAAGCAUUUGAUACGUGGCUCAGAGAUGCUCUCCUUGAGGGAAGGUAUGAUGAUGUGAACCAGUUCCAGGAGAAAGCACCGAAUGCAAGGAUGGCGCACCCUUGGCCGGACCACUUCUACCCCUUGCACGUGGCAAUGGGUGCGGCUGGUGAGAAAUCAAAGGCAAAACUUAUCCACGAGAGCUGGGGUCUUGGUACGCUUUCUUAUGCGUCUUAUCAGUUUUCAACAUCCGACUGAUCAAUUGAUGGCCACAAUGAAAGCGUCCGACUGAAUUUAUGUUGUUUGACUUUCACAUGUUUUACGAUAAUCUUCAACAAAUUAGAAAUAAAGGAUGCCGUUGUGACUGCUUUGUAAUCAGGAUUUAUUGUGUUGAUGCAAAUUCUAUAUGUAUUUAUUUGGUAUUUGGGUAUGAAACCAAAGUGGAU
Messenger RNA from Rubroshorea leprosula, 1033 nucleotides. The record is from the annotation of a GenBank genome assembly. Lineage: Eukaryota; Viridiplantae; Streptophyta; Magnoliopsida; Malvales; Dipterocarpaceae.